Octodon degus (degu) is the source of this 1297-nucleotide messenger RNA. It is a transcript of the gene Znf524, whose product is annotated as zinc finger protein 524. Lineage: Eukaryota; Metazoa; Chordata; Mammalia; Rodentia; Octodontidae. The transcript is spliced from 2 exons. Bases 282 to 1094 code for a protein of 270 amino acids. The record is from RefSeq and is a predicted model, not a curated record. Gene Ontology annotation, cellular component: nucleus.
GUGCGGGCCUCGGGAAUCCCUAGCAUUCCCGGGAAUCUGCGUCGGAGCACCAAGCAUUCGCAAGACUCAAAUGACAGUGCAAAAGGGGGUGCGGCGGCCUGCAGAACCUCCCCUGGCUGCCCCUGUGCCGCUCUCGGGGUAUACCCAGUUCCCGGCUUCCGGGGUGUACUGCGGUGGUGUUGAACCUGUAGUCCCAGCAGCUGGGCAUUCGGGUUUAAUUGCAGUGUUUGCGCUUUGCAAUAACUGCAUCCAGUGCCUAGACCCAAGCCCCUCACUGCUCCAUGGACACCCCCAGCCCAGGCCCGUUGCCUUCACCUUUGCAAGGGGAGGAAGAGAAACCUUUGGCCUUACUUCCUCCUGUUCCCCGGGGCCGCCACGGCCGACCUCCCGGGGGAGCUCCCUCCUGCCACCAGAAGCUCAAGUCUUCUCUCCCCCGGAAGCGAGGCCGUCCCACCAAGUCCGGGCCGGAGCUCCCACUAGCACAGGGGCUGCCGGCAGCAGCGGUGGACAGUGGCAGCAGUGGUGGCGACCACAGCGACCUCCUGCUGAUUGAUGACCAGGGUGUGCCCUACACGGUGUCGGAGGGCUUGGCGGCCGCUGGGGCCCAGGUCUCCAGCCCCCGGAGGGCCCCGCAUUUCUGCCCGGUGUGCCUGAGGGCCUUUCCCUACCUCUCCGACCUGGAGCGCCACAGCAUCUCGCACUCAGAGCUAAAGCCACACGAGUGCAAGGAUUGUGGCAAGACCUUCAAGCGAUCUAGCCACCUGCGGCGACACUGCAACAUACACGCAGGGCUGCGGCCCUUCCUGUGCGCGCUGUGCCCGCGCCGCUUCCGGGAGGCCGGCGAGCUGGCCCACCACCACCGUGUGCACUCGGGUGAGCGCCCCUACCAGUGCCCUGUCUGCCGCCUGCGCUUCACCGAGGCCAACACGCUUCGGCGCCACUCCAAGCGCAAGCAUCCCGAGGUCCUGGGGCUGCCCGUGUGUCGCCCAGAUCCCAGGCCGGAGCCUGCGUGGGACGAUGAGGGCAUCCCUGCCACUGAGGGAGAGCAUGAGGGGGGUUCCCAGGGGAACGCAGCCGCAGCCGCCCACCCCUGAUUCAGGCCUGCAGCAUGAAGCUCAGCUGGGGAUGGGGGUAGACCUGGGCCCAGAGGCCAGGGCACCCUGCUUCCUGGUGGCUUGCCCGCUGUGGGAGGGGGUGGAGGGCAGGGACCUAGGUGUGCUGCUGAGUCCUCGCAUCAUCCUGGGGACACCCAGGCCCAUGGAGACACCGGGCAUAGAAAUAAAGCCUGCCUGCUGGC